GUGUAGUUAAGAAUCUGCAGUCUGUUAGUGACUUAAAUUUGAAGAAUGGAGAAAAUCGAGACUUUUAAAAAACGGGCCGGUACAACUGACAAAGGCAGAGAUUAUGAAGAUGUGGUUCUCGCCAAUGUCGUACUAAGACUAUUAAACGACCCCAGAGUAAAAACGUUCCAGAUCUCAUCAAACGAUGAUGAUUUUGGAGCGUUUGAUGAUCUGGUCAUUAAGCUUGCAUCGGAUAAGGAAAACGACAUUCAAGUUAAAGCGGUGCAGUUAAAACACACCGAGAGGAAAGUACUCUGUCUAGAAAAUUUGCGAACCGUAAAAGGAGACUUCAGUAUUAAAAAAUACUACAAAAGUUACACAGAAAUUGAGAAACAAAUAGAUGAACUGAUUUUGUUCACAAAUAGGCCGUUUAAUCCUCCCGACAACGCAACCUUCCAACUUGAGGGCGAAGGAUUUUACGUCAAGCUUAUUAAAAGAGAAGUUAGCUCAGACAUUUCAGAAAGUAUUAGUCGCGUUUAUCAGUUUGAAAUAGUAGAUGAUCAAUCGACAGUGGAGAACUUUCAAGGAUAUCAGGAAUUUUUUCGCAAGUUUUUUCUCUAUACCGACCAAGAAAAUUGUGAUACUCUAAAAAAAAUAACUGCUAACAAAUUCAAGACAACAUAUUGUUCAGAUGACGAAACAUUCGGUAAAUUUCUAAAAACAGUUUCUGAAUGGAAUGUCCAAGAUGGGAAGAAAGAAAAGAUUGAUAAAAAGUGGACACAGCUUGUACUUGCACUACACCUUCUGUCCUCUCAUACUGAGUUUCUAUCUUUCGGUCCAGUUAAUGACAAAAUGAAAAUUUUUCGGGAAGCGAUUUCCUUCUUUGAUGUCACAAUGAUCGAAGACAAAUCGGUCGAAACGGUUAAGCAACUGUGGGGUGAUGUUGGAAAGGAAAAACCCAUUGAUUUUAAGGAAUUAAAUAAAGUUAGAAGGAGAUAUCUACCUACUCUCGCACAUAUUAAAGCCAACGACAUCGGCACCAUAGAUCCCAAAGAGUUCACUCAACUGUUGUGGGUAAUGGACGAAUGUCCAUUAAUUUUACGUGAAUGGGAAAGGAUGAAAAAUAUAAUACAGCUGUGUCCCCACAAAAAAUUCGUUUUGGUUGGCGGAACUAGAGAUGAGGAAUGGCUGGAAAACUAUUCCGUGUUCCAAAAUCUGUCAGACUUGAGUCUGAAGCCCGAAAUUCGUAAAAAUAUAAUGCAAAAUUUUACCAUUUCGAUUCAGGGAAAGGGCGAACUUGAUCUUGUGACAUCUUUUGGUUGGAAUGAAGAUUUUUUCAAAAAUGUUAGAACUGAUCACCUCGUGGAAAUGCUGGAUGGUACAUGUUGCAUAGGAGGAACAAAGGAAACACUACCCGAACCUUAUAUAGAACGCUAUAUUUCGCGAAAUGUCGUUGAUAACACAUAUUUAGAAAAAGUUCACGAAAACACAAUUAUUAUUUUAAAUUCUGACAAUAACUUAGACAAAGUUAAAAGCAAACUCGACAAAUGUGAAUUGAUUGAGAUUAAUAAUUUCUUACUCAAAAAAAAUCAGAAUGGCGAAAUUCUAACAAAUAAUGACUUUAACGUUAAUGAAUCUAACUUUAAUAACAGAAAUUACGUAGGUAACAGAAAAAAAAAUGAGUUAAAUUCUAAUCUAAACGACAACAAAUAUAAUUCUCGUUUUGAUAAGUCAAGUUUUGCCAACACAGUUUACGUUGGUUCUAGGUAUUAUAAUAAUUCUGAACUUCAACAAAUUUAUAACGAGCACAAAAAACAAAACAAUUUCAUUAUUUUAAAAUUUUGAAUGAUGGAAAUUUAGAAUGGCUAUGUAGCAGAGGUGAUGUUAGUGAUGUAGAGCCUUAUAAAUUGCCUGACGCAUAUCCUACCGAAGAAAAUGACUUGUGGUCUUCUCGGUUAGAUUAUAACAUCAAUCUUAUAAUUGGAGAUCCGGGAAUGGGUAAAAGUGAGCUAGUAAAAAGCUUAAAAAAUAAAUGUUCUCCCGAAUAUUGGACAGUUUUAAUUAGUCCCAAGGAUGUUAAUUUAUUUUUUCGCAAUCUCGACUUCUCUAAAACGGAAAAUUGUUCAGACUUAUUCGUAAAAUUCAUCACAAAUAAAAAAUAUGUGUCGCUCAAAAAACUAGAUCUAAUGUUAUUCAAAAUGUGCAUAAAGAAAAACAACGUAGUUUAUGUGUGGGACGCAGUCGAUGAAAUCUUAAAUGAUAAAUUAGAUGCCGCUUUAAAUAUAAUUCUCCAUCUUUCAACGAAAGGGUUUCGUCAGUGGGUUACAAGCAGACGCAUUUAAAAUCAACUCUAGAAAAAAAGUUCAGUUUGUUGUCACUUAGUAUAAAUCAAUUUAACGAACAAGAACAAGAAAAAUAUAUCAGAAAACGUUUAAAAUCUUUUAAUUCUAAGUAUAACAUUGACGUCACGGUCGAAAAAAUCAAAUCGUCUUUUGCGAUUGUGGAACACGUAGACAUACUAGGUAUCCCUUUGCAAAUAUUCAUGCUUACCGAACUGUUCCGUGAAAAUGGCGAAAAAUAUUUGGAACUAAUGGACAACACAUUUCUCUUGACUGACUUGUACGACUAUUUCAUUGACGAAAAAUUUAAUAAUUAUUACAAACACAAAAUUGGGUACGAUUUAGGAAAUCUCCAAAUAGAAAUUAUAGUCCGUGAAAAAAAACGAAAAGCUUCAGAGUAUUACGAAGGUGUGUCCUUUAGAGUAAUAUUUGACGAAGAAAUUAUGCAGCGACUGAAUAUUGAUUACGAAAAAUGCGUACGGAAACUUUUACGAAGUUAUGCUUCUCUCGGUCUUGUAAAUGAAUUUCAAGAUGAUGUUCCACGUUUCGUGCAUAGUUCCUUCGCUGAAUAUCUAGUUGCUAGGUACUUUUCAGAAAAUAUUAAUAAUUUUAAAGACACAAUUGCGGACUUGUUGUUUGACGCAAGGUAUAAUAACGUUCGAUUCUUUUUUGACAUGUUGUUGGCUAAAAACUCAAAAGCUCACAUUGCUGUAUUGUAUAAACGUUACGAAUUACUUAAAACGUAUGACGACGAAAUUUUAAAAAGCCAAGAUAAAGGGGGAAGAAGUGUUUUACAUUUGAUUUCGUCAUGGGGGCAAAGACAUCCGCGUGUAAAAUUAUUGCAUCUACAGAACGAGUGUUUAGUGAUCGAUUGGAAUCUCAAUAAUAAUAGCAAUUUUGAUAAAAAAACGGAAACCAAAGUAUACUUUGAAACGAUGACGUAUUUGCAACGAAAAAACGGUGCUGGCCAACGUGAUAUUUUGUUAGAUGCGACUCCGUUGUCUUAUGCCCGAAGAAGUGAGAGCCUAGGAGCACAAAUACAAUUACUACAAACAAAAAAGGAUGAGCUGAGACAAUCUCGCGAUGACAUAAUUAAUUUUAUAUAUUAUUCUGCUUUACUGGGUUACGACGACUUGUGCAAACACUUCACAGUGGAAGAGUUGAAUAAUUUUUGGCGCGAUGUGGAAAUUGUUACUGUAGAAAAUGCUGAAACACCUCUGUGGCUCGCCUCUGAAAAUGGUAAUUUAAAAAUCGUUGAGUAUUUUGUAAGAUCUGGUGUCGACAUCAACUGUGUUAAUAUAUUCGGUGCGACACCACUUUACGUAGCUUCACGAAACGGUCACGAAAAAGUUGUCGAAUACUUGGCGACAGUCGGCGCCGAAAUCAAUCGCGCUCAGAAUGACGGUGCGACACCACUUUACGUAGCUUCACAAAACGGUCACGAAAAAGUUGUCGAAUACUUGACGACAGUCGGCGCCGAAAUUGAUCGUGCUACUAAUGAUGGUCGAACACCGCUUUAUAUAGCUGCUUUCAAUGGUCACGAAAAAGUUGUCGAAUACUUGGCGACAGUCGGCGCCGAAAUCAAUCGCGCUGAUAAUCAGGGUUGGACGUCACUUCACAUAGUUUCACAAGAAGGUCACGAAAAAGUUGUCGAAUACUUGACGACAGUCGGCACCGAAAUCAAUCGCGCUACUAAUGAUGGUCGAACACCGCUUUACAUAGCUUCACAAAACGGUCACGAAAAAGUUGUCGAAUACUUGGCGACAGUCGGUGCCGAAAUCAAUCCCGCCACUAAUGAUGGUCGAACACCGCUUUACAUAGCUUCUUUCAAUGGUCACGAAAAAGUUGCCGAAUACUUGGCGACAGUCGGCGCCGAAAUCAAUCGUGCUAACAACGCGGGUUUUACACCACUUUACGCUGCUUCACAAAACGGUCACAAAAAAGUUGUCGAAUACUUGGCGACAGUCGGCGCCGAAAUCAAUCGUGCUAAUAAAAACAAUGCGACACCACUUUUCAUAGCUUCACAAAACGGUCACGAAAAAGUUGUCGAAUACUUGGCGAUAGUCGGCGCCGAAAUCAAUUGCGCUACUAAUGAGGGUUUUACACCACUUUACGUAGCUUCACAAAACGGUCACGAAAAAGUUGUCGAAUACUUGGCGACAGUUGGCGCUGAAAUCAAUCGCGCUACUCAUGACGGUUGGACACCACUUCUUGCAGCUUCCUUGAACGGCUACGAAAAGGUUGUCGAAUACUUGGUGACAGUCGGUGCCGAAAUCAAUUACGCUCUUGACGGCCGUUGGACAUCACUUUUCUCAGCUGCUCAGAAUGGCCACAAAAAAAUUGUCGAAUUUUUGUCAACAGUCGGUGCUGACAUUAAUCGCGGGGAUAUCGACGGUUGGACACCACUUUACGUAGCCUCUUUCAACGGCCACGAAAAAGUUGUCGAAUACUUGACAUCAGUCGGUGCUGAAAUCAAUCGCGCUGCUGAUGACGGAAAAACACCACUUGACGUAGCUUCCGAAAAGGGUCACCAAAAAAUUGUAGAAUGCUUAAUAAGAGCCGGCGCUCAAACCGAGGAUCAUUCCUUUACAAGGGGAAGUAAGAAAAAAAAUUCCCUAAACCGUCCAGAUGCACCGUAAUGUAGUAAGAAGAAUGUUCUUGCUUGAAGAUCGUAUCUCAUUAAAUUGAACUAGGCAUGAAGAAUAAUAUCCAAAAUACCAACCUAGUUUUAUCCUACCUAAUGAUUUCCAAGAAAAAUGGAAGUUUAUCCUGAGGUUUUUAAUUAAUUUAAAUAAUAAUUUAAAGUCUGGUUAA
Messenger RNA from Zophobas morio, 5132 nucleotides. Its product is annotated as ankyrin repeat domain-containing protein 50-like. The transcript is spliced from 2 exons. The record is from RefSeq and is a predicted model, not a curated record. Bases 2522 to 4957 code for a protein of 811 amino acids. Gene Ontology annotation, biological process: positive regulation of transcription by RNA polymerase II. Gene Ontology annotation, cellular component: nucleus. Lineage: Eukaryota; Metazoa; Arthropoda; Insecta; Coleoptera; Tenebrionidae. Gene Ontology annotation, molecular function: transcription cis-regulatory region binding; protein binding.